Molecule: messenger RNA, 3373 nt
Organism: Kockovaella imperatae
Lineage: Eukaryota; Fungi; Basidiomycota; Tremellomycetes; Tremellales; Cuniculitremaceae
Exons: 6
Coding region: 210-3299 (1029 amino acids)
Source: RefSeq, a predicted model, not a curated record
GUCAGUCUUUCGGACAUCGCCGCCGAUUAUGGUACUCGGCAUGCGGACGUCCCGUUGAAAGCCAGAGUUCUGCAGUAGUUCACUUACUUCUUUUGUCGCGUCAAGGCGGUGGACUCAUUGGCCAUAGUCACCGUACAUCAGCUCAGUGAGGAGACUGCUGGCUUUCUUGUUUUCGGAAAGUCUGAGAGAGGGCUCGACCCGCCGCCAAGAUGUCAGGCUCAAUGUUCGGAGGAAUUUCCAUUGCGGAUCGCUUGAAAGCCGCUGUGAACACGCUCGAACAAACCGGGUCAUCGCUGCAAGCUCAGGCCAGGGCGAUGAGCCAGCAGCAACAGCAGCAGCAGCAGGGCCAACAGGGUCAAGCAUCAGGAUCACAGUCUAGUGGAACGCCUCGACCUGAUUCACCCUCUGUCUCUACGAGUCAAGGCGGCUCCAAAGGCGUCGCAUGGCCUUUGACCUCUGGGCCUGGAGCUCCUGGUUCCCCUGCUCGGUCCACACCUGUCCCUGCUGGGAGUAGCUCGGUAGCCGCGGGGCCAAGUACUAAUAGUCCUAGUUCUGCUACGUCGCCGACUAGGGCUGGGACAUACAUCUCUCACGCUGCCGGAGACGCAUUUACAGGUCUCCGUAAAUCUUUACAUUUUGGAAGAAGCUCUAUCGAUUCAAGUCCUGUCCCUUCUUUUUCUUCACCGAACACUCAACAAGGUGGAUCAUCACCGGCUCAAGAACUCAAAGACAUACCUCAUGUCGAUCAUCAACCUCGCCCCACUACUCCUUCUAGACUCCUCGGCGCAUCAGCACCAUCUUUCACUCUAGGUUCCGGCCCCUCUUCACUAUCCAAUACUCGGUCUCAAUCUCCUCUCUCCCACGCUGCUCAGAUACCUCUCCCGAAAUUUCCACUACAUGCCCUUCAUACAGAAGCCGAUCUACCUCGUCCAGAUCCUUCUGAUCCCGCCACGUACCCUUUACCUCCUUCCCCGACUCUAUCACCUUUACUCUCUGUACCGCCGCUUUCUGCAGGAUUCAGCGAUCCACUGGGUGCUUCACCGAAUUUGGAUCCAGUGAUCAGUGUAGACGUACCAACCGUGGAGCUCGUCGCUGCCUCCAAGGAAUUGGAGAAUGAUGGUAUGGCUUCAACGGUGGAUAAACACUCAAGUCGCGGGGAGAGGAAAGUUAACGGGGACGUCGUGCCAAAUGGUAUCGGGCUCGGCGUCGACGGGGUAGAUCUGGCGGGUAUGGAGAAUGGCUCAGCCUCCGGCUCCAGUACUGCCGUCGAUGCCGCAAUACCAGAUCCGGCAAAGGAUCUCGAGACUGCUAAUAGUAGACUAAAAGAUCUCUCCUCCCAAUAUUCCACACUACACGCUCAAAUGACGGCCGCGGAUAAAGUCCUCAAAGACCUCACCCCGCUGGAAGGUGGUGUAGCCGAUCACGAAGCGUUAGAAGGCUGGGUGCGCAUGAUGAACGCCAAGGUGGUUAUGAUCACGGAAGAGAUGAAGAGAUUACAAGGGCAGAUUGCUCUUCAAGGCGCUCGAAUGGAGGAAAUUCGCGAUACACACCGUCUAGAAGGCACAUCUCAAGGCGAACUCAUUGCCAAACUCCGUACGCAACUCUCUACUGCCGAGUCCAAUCUCGCCGCAAGAGCUACCGAGUUAUUGAUGCUGUCCAACCUCAAGACCGAAUUGAGUAAAGCACAGACAUUAGCUAAAGAAGAGGAAGAGAAACGGACAAAGGCGAUCUCACUGCUGAAAACAGUGCGGAUGAAGCUUGUCAAGGUGGAAAAGGAAAAAGAGGAGAUCGAAAGAGAUCGAGCGGAGGAGAGAGCAGAGAGGAGCACAGCCAAGGACGAGUUGGAGAGAUUCAGAGCGGACAGGGAACGCGAAGUGACGGCGUUGAGGAGAGGCUUCGAGAAAGAAUUGACGAUUGCGAGGGAGAGACACGAAAAGGAUCUAGCGGCGAAACGUGCAGCCUGGGAGCUAGAGAUGAUCACGACAAAGGCGGCACACGCGAAGGAGCUCUCCGGCAAGACUAUCAAGGUCAAUGGUCUCGAAGCGAUUGUCAAGGAACUCAGCGCGACUAAGCAAGAUCAAUUCCAAGAGAUUCAAUCUCGUCAGGCGGAGGUUGAGAUGAGCCGAGCAGAGCUAGAAACCUUGCGUUCUCGAACGAAAGAUUUGGAAUUUCAACUGCGCGAGGUCAAUGAGCGAUGUGCCAUGUUGGAAGAUGCCUCGGGAUCUGGUGCCGGUCCUUCGGCCUCAAUGGACAACGCUCCGGGUCGAGGUCGAAAUCUGCGGGUUGCUUCGGAUUCUUUCGGUGGCCGAAGUGCUACACCAUCGCCCACGCGUGGCUCCCAAUCCACUUCUUCUGUCGACGUUCAGCGCCUCUUGGCCGAAGCAGAAGCUCGAUCGGAAACCAAGGUUGCUGAUCUACGAUCAAAGAUUCGAUCAUUGGAGAGUGAACGCAAUGAUAUAGAGGAAGAAUGGGCCAUCAAAUUGUCGGAGAGGGUUCGGGAAGUUGAACGGUUAAAACGUGUCAUUCAGGAGAAAGAUGGAGAGUACGCAGAGAGUCUCCAAACGACCAAGGGGAAGGAAAAGGUCAUUGAAGAAGGGAUCGAAGCGAGGAAAGCCUUAGAAAAGGAAAUCAGGGCAUUGAAAGCUCAGCUAGAGGAAUCAAGGGAAGAAGUGGAGGGUGCAUUGGAUGCAGAGCGCCUGGUCAAGGAAGAGCUUGCUGCUAUUCAAAGUCAAAUCGCCGACCUAAAAUCCCAAUUGGAAGAUUCGAAAUCAUAUGGAGUCAACCUCAAAGCGCAUAAUAAGACGCUCCGUGAAGAACUACGCAAAGUUCAAUCAUCCGUUCAAUUGUUAGAACGACAACGGAAUCCUGGCGUAGGAUACUGGAGCGCAUCUACAGCAAGUUCGAACGCAAGUUCGAGUUCACCUUUGACGCAUGGUCUUCCUGCGCCUCUGUCUCGCGGGAUGACUGAUGGAGCCGCUGGCGCAUCGACACCUUUGUCGAAAGACAAGGUGAGACCUAGCUUGGAGAGCUCCAGGUCGGAAAUCAGUAAAAGUACGACGACGGCGGCGGGUAUGAGUGGACACUCAGAUGGGGAUGCCUCAGCCGGCUCCAACUUAAAGGCCACAAAUGAUCCAAGAAAUCAAGAUGAAGAAGAGGUCAACUUGGAAUAUCUGCGUAAUGUCAUUCUUCAAUUCCUUGAACACAAGGAAAUGAGACCGAAUCUCGUACGCGUUUUAUCUGUCAUUCUUCGGUUCACACCGCAAGAAUUGCGUCGACUCAAUGCCAAGCUCUUGACGUGAGGCUUAGAAGCAUCUGCAUCAAUACAGCGCUCUGUCCAGCGCUUUGAGCGCAGCAUAGACAGCAUGCAUGCAUU